This is a messenger RNA of Rhagoletis pomonella (apple maggot), 695 nucleotides long. RefSeq lists its product as uncharacterized. The transcript has a single exon. Lineage: Eukaryota; Metazoa; Arthropoda; Insecta; Diptera; Tephritidae. Bases 243 to 695 code for a protein of 150 amino acids. The record is from RefSeq and is a predicted model, not a curated record.
UCUGACUGAUUCUGACUAUUUCUGACUAGUCCGGACUCGUACGGGAUGGCAAUUAAUAACAACUCCGGGUUGCGUAGUUCCGACGAUCUGGGAAAAGACGGAAACGUCCGAUGCAUCGGUUUUAUUCGAUGUAUCGAAUAGCAAAGAUCGAUGUUUCCGAUAUAUCGAUGUACGUUUUACAUCUCUAAAACUCUAAUCUGAAAUUAAAUUUUUAUAAUAUCGAUCUCUUCUACCUAUUAACAAUGUACACAAAAAAAGUUUUCCCGAUUUUACGAAGCAUAUUGACACAAGACUUCCAUUUGGCACAUUUAAAAUUUUUGCCUGGUUUCGCAACAACAAAUGAUGCUCAGCACAUGCCCUCCAUCCGCUUGCCACCGCCGGGACAGCGAACCUCAAUAUGCAUUUCACAAAUACGAUGUUAUGCAAAAAGCAAAGAUAAAAAAAAGGAGAAAGGUAAAAAAAUCCCCAAAGUUGAAAUCAAUGAAAGCCAACUCCGUGAAGUGCUAAACUUCGAUGCGGUAAAUGGACAAAUGCAAAAGGCGGUGCAGCAAAUGAAGGAAGAUUUUAUAAAACAUUUGUCAUUACGUUCUACUUCUGGAGCUAUAGAAACUUUGCGUGUUCACAUUGAUGGGUCUGAACACGAAUUGCAAGAAAUCCAGCUGAGCAACUGGUGGCGGGUGGUAUGUAUACAUUGA